UCGAAAUCAAAUUGCGAUUUCACAAUGCUUGAAAAGACAGCACCUGGUGAAAAUCCGCGAUCAAAGGAGGAUUAUUUGAUCUCACGAGCUAAGGAAGCAUUGCCACAUGAUAUGUACGCUGCAAAGUCCUGGUUGAUCACUGCGAAGUCGUUGUUUCCACAUAGUUUUAAAGUACAGUUUGAAGCUUAUCACAUUGAAAAGCUUUCCAAAAACGUGAAGGAGGCCGCAAAGUGUUUUAGCGAAAUAUUUCAGAAUUUUCCGGAUGACCAUGAAAUAUGGAAGGAAAUCGAAAACAUCACGUCGUGCUUACGUUCAGAGCAGUGCAAUUCGGAAGGAGAAUUUUUAUGUCAAAUGUUUCAGCAUAUACCGCAGGAUCUUCAACAUCGUUUGCUCAUAAUGACCGCAGAUCACAGCGAGGAUACAAUGGAACAUUGCAAGUUAUUACUUUUGCUCCUGCAUCGAUUUCCUCAAACUGUUUCGACUCAUGGACCUCGCUUAGUAGAAACCCUGUUAACGGCAGAGAAACAUAGUCAUCCCGGUCAUGCCGUUAAUGGAUUUAGACGUCUGUUAGCUUGCGAUGCGCUGCCUCUUCUCGGUGCUGCUCCAGUUGACUUGAAUCCAAAAUUGAGCUUAAGAUUACUAUGCAAAGCAGUGGAAUUCUACUUAGCCUACAUAGAACAGCCGCAAGACUUUCAAAUCCAGCAGCCAUGGGAUAAAUUAUUUCAAGUACUAGAAUUAAUUGGGAAGAAAUUAAACUGGGAGUUGAGUAGUUUAUUUUCUCUCCCAUGGAGUAGGGAAACGUACAGCGAAAGGUUACAACAGUACGCAGCAUCUCAUAUAACAGGAAAUUGUGAUGAGAAUUUAAUACGUCAACUUUCUACAUGUAUUAUUGUGGUAUUUCUGAGGAUACUGCACGAUCAUACAGGAUUCGUCAAUUCAGGAGACGUAACUUACUGUCUUGUUGAAGCGUUUAUCGAACCUGUUGUUUCCACUGCUGAACCAAAUCCUAAAAAGCGAAAAAGAGAAGAUGCCAUCGGAACAGUUUUAACCAGUGACGGAGAGUACGGUGGCAAUGGAUUAGCUCUUUCCAUCGAACUAUGGGACAUAUUGCAUUCGAAUGCACAUUUGAAAAGAGAGCUCAUAAAACUUAGCAAACAAUUACGGCUAGAUCCCUGGCUGUAUCCUUUUUUAACAGACUUAGCUGUAUACAAAUGUAUGUACCACCAUUUAUUACCAAGACUUCAGCAAGAAGAAGACAAUUUAUGCAAAAACCUACGCCUGGCCAGCACAUGUUUCUUCCUCAAAGAUUACAAGACUAUGUUAGAUUGUAUAGUGGCAAUAGCCAGUAACCUGCCUUCGACUCGUGGGAAAGUUUCCACUACGUUGACCGUACCAGCUGUUCGACACGUACAUUUCCUAGCCCUUACCAAGUACUCCGUUUUGCAAUAUUGCUGCAGAUUAUUAUUAUCAGCAAUAAAGAAUUUACUUCAGGAUAAUUUCUCAUUAACUGGGGGAACCGGAGACUUGGCUUUGGGACAUGCACUCGUAUUAAUGCAAAUUGACUGGCCACAAGAGGCAGCGACUUUGUCGACAAUAACAGAACGAAUUAUCAGUCGAGGAGCUUUUGGAUAUCCCCUUUUCCAAAGUUAUAUCAUCUGUGUGGAUAUUUUGGAAGAAUUGACAUAUCUGUGGACGGAACAUGGCGGAGGAGUGUCCUUAGACAUAGCCCCUGGUUCUGGUUUGUUGCAAAAUCGACGAAUCGCAACAAGAGGUGCUGACAAAGGAGUGCGAGAAGAAGUGAAACAAGCCAUGAGACGUCAAGCUGCCAGAGAUGGAAUCGACCCCUUAGAAGAACUCCUUCAAAAGUUCAUAAUCAACGAGAAGGCAUCUAUUUUGCAUAGUUUAGUUGUUUCCUAAAUGCCGGAAAAUUUAUCCAGUACAACCGUUCAAAAUCAGUGAUUACGUAGAAGUAUGUAUUGCAAAGCAGCAUUGCUUUCGAGCGAAGC
Molecule: messenger RNA, 2006 nt
Organism: Orussus abietinus
Lineage: Eukaryota; Metazoa; Arthropoda; Insecta; Hymenoptera; Orussidae
Gene: IntS10
Product: integrator complex subunit 10
Exons: 8
Coding region: 25-1917 (630 amino acids)
Biological process (GO): snRNA processing
Cellular component (GO): integrator complex
Source: RefSeq, a predicted model, not a curated record